Messenger RNA from Closterium sp. Yama58-4, 291 nucleotides. The record is from the annotation of a GenBank genome assembly. NCBI's taxonomy places the organism in Eukaryota, Viridiplantae, Streptophyta, Zygnematophyceae, Desmidiales, Closteriaceae.
AUGGAGGCCCUUUCGAACUUCGCCAACUACCUGACACGUGGCGUGCAGCGACGGGUGGAGAUGAUGGUGGCGUACAAGGUGGAGGCCAAGCUGGACAGAUACAUCCCCGACGGAUUCUCAUACACGGACGCCGUCAAGAUGCAGAUUGCAAUCUACAUCGCCAAGGGCCUUGCUGUGGGACUGGGCUGGUUCGGGCUGCAUGGGUGGCGGGGGGGAUGGAGUUCUGCCUUCAUCCCUUCAUCCCUUCAAGACUUCUGUCACCCCGUCGCCACCUUUGCCAUCUCGGUGUGA